GUUCCGACCGACUGUCUUAUUUAUCGAUUCAAGCUUCUUAUAAAUUCUCUUUCCCCCUUCUCCGAUCGAAAUUCUCAGUUUUCCCGUCAGAAAAUUCUCUUUUCCGCAAAAAAAAAAAUAUGCGUUUUUUUUUGGUAAAAUGUUUUUUUUCCCUCUCUGUAGAGUUUGAUUUGACGACUGAUUGGUAAAUCCAGGGAUUUGGGUUCUCAACAAUGGCGACAAACGGACAGAGCAGCACGAAGCCUCCACCCACUCCUUCUCCUCUGCGUAAUUCCAAGUUCUGUCAGUCGAAUAUGAGGAUCUUGAUUUCUGGAGGAGCUGGAUUCAUCGGCUCUCACCUCGUCGAUAAGCUGAUGGAGAACGAGAAAAACGAGGUAAUUGUUGCUGACAACUAUUUCACUGGGUCAAAGGACAACCUCAGAAAGUGGAUUGGCCAUCCAAGAUUUGAGCUUAUCCGACAUGAUGUAACGGAGCCAUUGUUGAUCGAGGUUGACCAGAUUUACCACCUUGCAUGUCCUGCUUCUCCUAUCUUCUACAAGUACAACCCGGUUAAGACGAUUAAGACAAAUGUGAUCGGAACACUGAACAUGUUAGGUCUUGCUAAGCGUGUCGGAGCAAGGAUAUUGCUUACAUCGACCUCGGAGGUGUAUGGAGAUCCUCUCAUCCACCCGCAGCCCGAAAGCUACUGGGGCAACGUCAAUCCUAUUGGGGUUCGGAGCUGCUACGAUGAAGGGAAGCGUGUGGCAGAGACAUUGAUGUUUGAUUACCACAGGCAGCAUGGAAUCGAAAUACGGAUUGCGAGAAUAUUCAACACGUAUGGACCUCGUAUGAACAUCGACGACGGACGUGUCGUUAGCAACUUCAUCGCUCAAGCACUCAGGGGCGAGCCUUUGACUGUUCAGAAGCCCGGUACUCAGACUCGCAGUUUCUGUUACGUUUCCGACAUGGUAGAUGGGCUUAUCCGUCUGAUGGAAGGGGAGGACACCGGCCCCAUCAACAUCGGUAACCCUGGCGAAUUCACCAUGCUGGAGCUCGCUGAGACGGUGAAAGAGCUGAUAAACCCGAGCAUAGAGAUAAAGAUGGUGGAGAACACGCCCGAUGACCCGAGGCAGAGGAAACCGGACAUCACGAAAGCGAAGCAAGUGUUGGGGUGGGAGCCCAAGGUUAAGCUCCGGGAAGGGCUUCCUCUGAUGGAAGAUGACUUCAGAGUUAGGCUCGGCGUCCGGAAGUAAUAAAGAACAAAAAAAAAUGGCAUGAAACAUUGUAUGGAUUCUCUUCUUCUGAGCCAGACAAGGAACUUUGAGCUUCCAAUGUCUUAAAAGCGUUGGUUUCAUGUUCCAUGUCCUUUUUAAUGUUGUUAUAUGGUUUACUAGCUUUUGCCCAUUAAGAUUUUGCAGAAACGAUGAAUAAGAUUUUUUUUUGGGCAUUCGCAAAUGAAA
Molecule: messenger RNA, 1439 nt
Organism: Tarenaya hassleriana
Lineage: Eukaryota; Viridiplantae; Streptophyta; Magnoliopsida; Brassicales; Cleomaceae
Product: UDP-glucuronic acid decarboxylase 5
Exons: 12
Coding region: 213-1232 (339 amino acids)
Biological process (GO): D-xylose metabolic process
Cellular component (GO): cytoplasm
Molecular function (GO): UDP-glucuronate decarboxylase activity; NAD+ binding
Source: RefSeq, a predicted model, not a curated record